Messenger RNA from Penicillium chermesinum, 921 nucleotides. RefSeq names its product RNP domain protein. Bases 1 to 921 code for a protein of 306 amino acids. The record is from RefSeq and is a predicted model, not a curated record. Gene Ontology annotation, molecular function: mRNA binding. The transcript is spliced from 2 exons. NCBI's taxonomy places the organism in Eukaryota, Fungi, Ascomycota, Eurotiomycetes, Eurotiales, Aspergillaceae.
AUGUCGUUCCCACCUCCUCCAGGUCUCCAAAAGGCACCCUCGUCUCUUCCCCCUCGUCCACCUACCACUGGUGGCGGAAGCGGCAAUGCGCGCCCCAACUCUGGAGCCCCAUUCACGGGGUUCCAGCCCCGCGCCCAACCUCAACCCUCCUACCAGAGCGGCCCAGCUUAUUAUGGGACUGCCUACAAUGAUCCCACCUCCUACGGCCAGCCCGCUCCUCAAGCUGCGAAUCCUUAUGCCGUGGCUUCGCACCAGCCCUAUGGCGCCCAGUACGGCCAGGGCGCAGUCGAUCCUCAGACGCAGGCCCAGAUGGCACAGUGGCAGAGUGCCUAUUCGACCACAACCGAUGACUAUUCCACGAAGGCGCGCGACUCUAAAGGUGCGGUGGGUGCAGCCCGUGGUGCGCCUACUCCAACUGCAGGUAACUCCACCCCCGCCCCUAAGCCCGAGAAGACGGUGGUGCGCUCUGGAGGUGGAAAGACCUGGACUGAUGACACUCUCGCCGAAUGGGACCCUGCCCAUUUUCGGCUGUUCGUGGGAAACUUGGCUGGCGAGGUGACCGACGACUCCCUUUUCAAAGCCUUCUCUAAGUACGCCUCUCUCCAAAAGGCGCGAGUCGUUCGCGAGAAGUCCUCCCAGAAGAGCAAGGGCUACGGCUUUGUCAGCUUCAGUGACGGUGACGACUACUUCAAGGCUGGUCGAGAGAUGCAGGGAAAGUACAUCAAUUCCCGCCCAGUCCUUCUGCGCCGUGCCACUGCCGAGGUCAAGCCUGUCAGCACCAAGAGCUUGAACAAAAACAACAAGCCCAAAAAGGACAAGAAAUCCACCGAGAGUCCCUCCGCCACCACCAUUGGGAAAGUGAAACAUGAUGGCGUCAAGAAGCCCGCCAAGACCAAGGGCGGACUGAAGAUCCUGGGGUGA